This is a messenger RNA of Prunus armeniaca (apricot), 387 nucleotides long. The record is from the annotation of a GenBank genome assembly. NCBI's taxonomy places the organism in Eukaryota, Viridiplantae, Streptophyta, Magnoliopsida, Rosales, Rosaceae.
AUGGAUGGCGGAGGCGGCGGCGCAACGAUCGGAAAAGUCCGGCUCGAACCAGUCGAAACUGCCGGCGGUUCUGGAGCUUUCCGAUCGGGAUUUUGGGUGGUUCAAGAUCGGGGCUUCACGACUAGUCGAACGGGACCGGUCUCGAAGGCUGGGGUGGUCGGAUGUGGCGGCGGGGUGGCUGUUUCCGUUCGGGUGAACAGUGACGAGGGAGAGAGUUCGCGGGAGAGAGAGAAGACGCACGGGAGAGAGAGAGAAGGUGAGUUUGAUCACUCGGAUUCAAGCCUACCGCCUGUCUACGAAUUCAUCUCAGAGCCACCUACGCAACCAAACCACCCGUGGCCCAAAAAUCCUUCAAAUAAGAAAAUGACCAAAUUACCCUCAUCGUAA